Molecule: messenger RNA, 1872 nt
Organism: Nerophis lumbriciformis (worm pipefish)
Lineage: Eukaryota; Metazoa; Chordata; Actinopteri; Syngnathiformes; Syngnathidae
Source: RefSeq, a predicted model, not a curated record
AUGGCGGAAGCGGCCCAGCACCAGCCCCACUUGGUGGACAUCGACCCGGACUUCGAGCCGCUGGCCCGACCCCGCUCCUGCACUUGGCCGCUGCCCCGGCCGGAGUUCGUCGUCAACCCGGGCGACUCCAACACGUCGUCGCCGGUGCCGUCCGUUAAGCAGGAGCCCGCCGGCGGCGAGUUCAUCAGCAGUCUCAGCCUCUUGGAAGAGAACGAGGACUUGUGCGCCGAUUUUCAGUGUCAGGAGACGUGCGUCCACCAGCAGCCGCAGCAUCAUCAUCAGCAGCAUCACUCGAAUCCGCCGCUCCAGCAGCAGCAGCAGGUGGCCCUGCUCUCCACGCCGGCAACCGGCUCACCUUCCUCGGCUGCCGCAGCAGCAGCGGCCGCCGCCGCCCAGAGGAAGAGCAGCUCAUCCCGGAGGAACGCCUGGGGGAAUAUGUCGUACGCGGAUCUCAUCACCAAAGCCAUCGAGAGCUCUCCGGAGAGCAGACUCACCCUGUCGCAGAUUUACGACUGGAUGGUGAAGAGCGUGCCUUAUUUCAAAGACAAGGGAGACAGCAACAGCUCGGCUGGAUGGAAGAACUCCAUCCGGCACAACCUGUCGCUGCACAGCCGCUUCAUCCGCGUCCAGAACGAGGGUACGGGCAAAAGCUCGUGGUGGAUGCUGAAUCCUGAAGGCGGCAAGAGCGGCAAGUCGCCCCGACGCCGGGCCGCCUCAAUGGACAACAACAGCAAGUUUGCCAAAAGCAGAGGACGGGCCGCCAAGAAAAAGCUGUCGCUCCAGGGCGGCCCCGACGGCGGCAGCAACGGCGCCGACAGCCCGGGCUCGUACAACAAGUGGCCUGGCAGCCCCAACUCCCACAGCAACGACGACUUGGACGCCUGGAAUGGCUUCCGUCCUCGUGCCAGCUCCAACGCCAGCACGCUCAGCGGGCGCCUCUCGCCCUUCGUGCCUGAGGAUGACUUGGGCGAAGCCGAGGCGCACAUGGGGUACCCCCCGGGCCCCAAGAUGACCGCCACCCUUCCCAGCCUCUCCGAGAUGACCGGCUCUUUGGGCCGCAGCUCGGAGAACGUGGUGGACAACCUCUUGGACAAUUUCAACUUGCUGUCGCCUAGCAGCUCCCAAGUGGGCGGAGGGUCGGCGACCCCCAGUUCCUCCCAACCCUCCCCGAUGAUGCCGCCCGGCCCUGGGUACCCAUCUUACAGCUCCCCCGGCAUGGCGUCGCAGUCUCAGCAGGACUACCGCAAAUGCGUGUACGGGCAAGCGGGGAUCAACGCCAUGUCGCCUGUUCCCAUGCGAACCCUCCCGGAGAGCGAGCCCCCCUUCGGGAGCGCCGCCAACCUGUACGGUUCGGUCCAGCUGCCCGGGCUCCUCAAGGAGCUGCUCACAUCUGACACAGAUCGGCACGUAGACCUCCUGCCAUCAGCGGACUCAGUCGUAUCUCCGUCCGGCGGGGGUUGCGCUCUCCCGCCGUACGGUGCUGUCCAACACGUGUCUAAACUCCCGUCCCAUGCCCUCCCCCACGGCCGCCUGCUCAUGUCCCUCAAUCAAGGCGGAGGAAUGCAUUCCGUCAAGAACCCCGGGCAGAUGCCCUACGCGCUCUCCGGGCACCUGGGCGGCGGAGGCCCGCUCGGCAACUUCUGCCCCCUCAACACCAACGGAUACGGACGACCGGGCCCGGUGCCGCCCUCCCACCCGGAGAAGCUGCCCAGCGAUCUAGACGACAUGUCCAUCGAGAGGUUCGAGUUCGACAUGGAUACCGUCCUUCAUGAAACUCUGAUGGACGGGGACGCGCUGGACUUCAACUUUGAGCCCGUUCAAGGGUUCCCCCAUGGGGUGAAGACCACUACGCACAACUGGGUGUCCGGCUAG